Molecule: messenger RNA, 5927 nt
Organism: Pseudoliparis swirei
Lineage: Eukaryota; Metazoa; Chordata; Actinopteri; Perciformes; Liparidae
Gene: ythdf3
Product: YTH N6-methyladenosine RNA binding protein F3
Exons: 6
Coding region: 1773-3680 (635 amino acids)
Biological process (GO): mRNA destabilization
Cellular component (GO): cytoplasm
Molecular function (GO): N6-methyladenosine-containing RNA reader activity; mRNA binding
Source: RefSeq, a predicted model, not a curated record
UGCAUGUCAAUUGGAUAUAAAUUGACCGCACUAUGGUAAAAAGAAGAUGUUGACCUUUUCAUGACCUUGACCUUUGACCCGAUCGAUCCCAAAAUAUAAUCAAAUGGUCCCCGGAUAAUAACCAAUCAUCCCACCAAAUUUCAUACGAUUCGGUUUAAUACUUUUUGUGUUAUGCGAGUAACACGCAUACAAAUAAAUAAAUAAAUAAAUACACGGCGAUCAAAACAUUACCUUCCGCAUUUUCAAUGCGAAGGUAACAAAGUACAUAUAUACCUCAUAGCUGUACUUGAGUGCUUGACUAAAUGUAGCAGUUGUUAUAUUCCACCAACUAUAUUUUUCUCAGAUCCCAAAAUAGAAAAAAUACUACAUUUAUUUUCCUCCUCCUCAUACUAUCACUGUACUACAUGUAUGUACUUCAGUAAUAUCUUUAGUGGCAGCCAAAAACCUUUGUUUAACUUACAAAUUCAAUCUACGUGAUUGUUUGACAGAUUUUUCUAGUUUGUAUAGGCUGUGAUGAAAUCGUAUCUACAUCCUUUCAUAAAGCAACAUUAGCAAUACCGCACCUUCACAUAAUUACAUAUAGUUACACGUUAUCCUGAUUCCUCCAUUCAAAAUGGCUCCUUAGUGCAGUGGUUCUCAAAUGGGGGUACGUGAAGGCCCUCUGGGGGGUACGUGAGAUUUGUUUUUAAAUAUAUUUAAAAUGAACAUCCAUUAAAAAAGCCUUUAAAAAUAGUUAUUCAAUAAAUAUUCAAUGAUAUGUAAGUGGAAGUUCAUAAACUGAAUUGUAUAUAUUAUAUAUUAUAUAUGAUAGGCAAAAUGCUGCAUAUUACAUCUUUUUUUCAACCCAAAAUGCUUUGCACUGGUCAGGGGGUACUUGCCUGAAAAAAAUAUUUCACAGGGGGGUACAUCACUGAAAAAAGGUUGAGAGCCAUUGCCUUAGUGUAUUGCAGACCUAUGAAAUAAUAUAAGAUUGUAAAUAAUGCCUUAAUGUAUCAGGGUCAUUUUAUUGUUGCAGUUUGUUGACUACACUAUUGGAUAAUACAAUCUAUAACAAUGCAUAGUUUACAAGUUAGUCAUAUGUUUGAUUUACAAUAGUAGCCUACAUCUGUAUAGAAGGCUACAAUAUUUCCAUUUAAACUGAAGUGGAAUACAGCUAGAAAAUAGCAGGAAAUACAACUACCGUGUUUUGUUAUUCACUAUUUUGCAUUACUUUAAAUGUAUUGUAAUGGAAAUCGAGACCUCCAUGUACGGGUCUGUAUUACAGCGGCUCGGCUUAAACCGGCUCCCAAUGCAGAGGUGACCACAUGCUAUCAGAAAUGAUAACAGCUGGACGUUAAAAAGGCUAAACGCUGUUUUUAAUAGAGAAUAUAACGUGGCCUAAGUAGAGGGGAACUCGCGGCGACUGUCAUGUGAAGUGUCAGUCUGUAACAUGACUCAGAGCGUCACAGGCGGAAGGUCACGGAGCAGCGGAACGGAACGGAAGCGGGAGUAAAAAUCCUAUCCGCCAUUGUGGAAAAUGACACAAAGUCUCCGUUUCUAACAACGAGAAGAAGCAGAAGCAGAUCGCGGCCGGGUCCGAACCACGGGUGGAGAAAGAAGAAGAAGAAGAAGAAGAAGAAGCCCCGCUGCCGUGUAACCGUUAGAGAGGGAUUGGACGACCCGAGAGACGAGCCAGGAAAAGCACCGGAGUGCAGCGAGAGGCAGAGGGGGGUGGGGUGGGGGGGAAGCCGAGGACAGUCUCACAAACAGCUCUCAGUUUCGCUUCCUGGAGGAUGUCUGCGACCACAGUCGAUCAGAGACCUAAAGGACAAGGAAAUAAAGUGCAAAACGGAUCAAUGCAUCAAAAGGAUGGUGUUAAUGAGGAUGAUUUUGAGCCUUAUCUAAGCGGCCAGACUAAUCAGGGUAACAACUAUCCACCAAUGUCUGACCCCUACAUGCCCAGCUAUUAUGCUCCAUCCAUUGGUUUCCCUUACUCUCUGGGAGAGGCUGCUUGGUCCACAGCAGGAGACCCUCCCAUGCCCUACCUAACUGCUUAUGGACAGAUGAGCAAUGGCGAGCCCCACUUCAUCCCUGAAGGUGUGUUUAGCCAGCAAGGUGCCCUUGGGAACACCCCUCCCUUCCUGGGCCAGCAUGGCUUCAACUUCUUCCCUGGUAAUGCAGACUAUUCCACCUGGGGUACCAGUGUCUCUCAGGGUCAAUCCACACAGAGCUCAGUCUACAGUAACAGCUAUGGGUAUGCCCCCAGCUCUCUAGGUCGGGCCAUCACGGAUGGACAGGCAGGCUUUGGAAGCGACACCCAGCUGAGUAAAGUCCCGGUGCUGAGCAGCAUUGAGCAAGGUAUGACAGGCUUAAAACUGGGUACGGACAUGGUGGCAGCUGUCACUAAAACCGUGGGCUCACCCCUAGGGGGCACAGCAGGUAUGAGCAGCAUGGCGGCCAACAGCCUCCCUCCCUCUGUCAGCUCAUCUGCACCUAAACCUGCCUCCUGGGCAGCCAUUGCCAAGAAGCCGGCCAAGCCACAGCCCAAGGUCAAACCCAAAGCCAACAUGGGGAUGGGGGGAGGUGCCAUUCCCCCACCCCCCAUAAAGCACAAUAUGAACAUUGGUACUUGGGAUGAGAAGGGCUCUCUGAACAAGCCUCCAUUAGUUCAGAAUAUGAUGCCCCCGCAGCCUAUGUUGCAGCAGCCUCUCCUAGCUCAGCCCCAGCCCUUACUGCAAAACCCGUUGCCUCCUCCGCAUCAGCCCCAACAUCAGCCCCAACAUCAACAUCAGCCCCAACAUCAACAUCAGCCCCAACACCAACAUCAGCCCCAACACCAACAUCAACAUCAGCCCCAACAUCAACAUCAGCCCCAACACCAACACCAGCCCUUCCAGCUUCAUUCCCUGCAGUCCCCCCAACACCCCCAGCCUAUGCCUGGCCAUCCACACAUGCACCUCUCCUCUCAACCUGGUCCCCCACCGCCCCUUCAUCAGCACCAACCCCAGCAGCCUGGUCCUCCCCCCAACCGUUGGGUGGCUCCCAGGAACCGGGGUGAGGGCUUCGGCAUGGGUGGGGGACUCCCACUUAGUGCCUCCCCUUGCUCUGGAGAAGUGCAUCCCGUGUUGGAGAAACUCCGUGUCCUCAACAACUACAACCCCAAAGACUUUGACUGGAACUUGAAAAAUGGACGCGUCUUCAUUAUCAAGAGCUAUUCUGAAGAUGACAUCCACCGCUCAAUCAAGUACUCUAUCUGGUGCAGUACAGAACAUGGCAACAAGCGUCUGGAUGGUGCCUACCGCUCACUGGGCAACAAGGGGCCCCUGUACCUGUUGUUCAGCGUCAACGGCAGUGGGCACUUCUGUGGUGUGGCGGAGAUGCGCUCACCAGUGGACUACAAUGCCUAUGCAGGCGUCUGGUCUCAGGAUAAGUGGAAGGGCAAGUUUGAGGUGAAGUGGGCGUUCAUCAAAGACGUGCCCAACAACCAGUUGCGACACAUCCGGCUGGAGAACAAUGACAACAAGCCAGUAACCAACUCCAGGGACACUCAGGAAGUGCCUCUGGAAAAGGCCAAACAAGUGCUUAAAAUUAUCGCCACUUACAAGCAUACCACCUCAAUCUUUGAUGACUUUGCACAUUAUGAGAAACGUCAGGAAGAGGAGGAGGCUCUGAGGAAGGAGCGCAAUAGAAAUAAACAGUAACCUUCAAGCAAGCUCUCUGCUAGAACUGCAACACUAAUGAUGUAGGACCUUAAAUACAAAUUUGCCUAACCACAAGGAGGAAAGGCUCUCACAAAUCUUUCCGCUGAAGACUACAAUGUAUCUGAACACUUCAACAUGACAAUAGAUGGACUCAUCUGUAUCCGUUGACUGGCGCAUCGAACCCCGUGUUACUGUCUCACGAGAAAAACGUAACCCACUUUUAAAAAAUCUGUCUUUUAAAGCACUUUCAGUCCUCCUAAACGGCCUCUACCAGUUCCUUUAACUCUCUAAUUCUGUGUUCUUCUUUGAUUUUGUUUGAGAGCAGCUAACUGACUAACUGAACUAGUCAGAAGAUUUCACCAGGCUUAUUUGUAGUUUUUUCUUCUUUUUUGUAUGCCUCUAAGGAGGAUAUUGAUGAGCUUCAUCGGCUCCUGAAAAUAAUUAAAUUUCUCUAUGAUUUCAUCUUUUACUUGAAUCUGUAUUCAACCGUCUGAUCACAGUCCUCAGACAGAGGUUAGGAUGAUUGACAGGUGGGAUGAAUUAAUUGCUAAAACAGCCACAAUCAUGCCCAUCAUAGGAUGUAUCCUCCCUAUCUACCUGUUCCCUUCCUUUCUGCAUCUGUUUCUGUGUACCAAAAGAUUACAAUUAUGCAGCGGGCCUAGCAACACCGGCCAAUGCACAUCUUUGUUUUUUUCUUCCUCUCUUGUGAUUCUGUCAUUCUGAAGUGCAUUUGUCUGAGGAGAAACCUGCUGCUCUGGUAGAACUAGCGCUGGCCUCCUUGGGUUCUGUGGGUGACUGUCUUUGCUCUGAUGUAGAUGUGCUGUAUCGUACCUCAGGCUUAAUCUGACUGUCUGUCAUUAACAACUCUUAGCAUCUUUGGGGGAAUCCUCACAUCAAACCCCCCCCCCCCCCCAACACACGCACACACAUACACACACACCCUGCUUGGAUUGAAUGGGAUUCCCCCAAAACGGCAAGACAUCAACUGCAAGGAUCUGCCAGUUUUCUCCUCUAGGUAACUCACUAGCUAAAUAAAAAUUAUCCAUGUUUAGCGCAAACCAUGCUUUUGUGUUUUUGUGUACUCAUUUGCCUCCAGAAAUGUGUGCAUUACUUCUAUGCUUCACACAGUAUCACACCCUCAAAUACACACUCUCAGUAGGUUGUCCCUCUCCUAUUUGCAUAGGUGCCUCUUAGUUAAGCCAUGUAUUCUUAGUAGCAGCAGCUCCAUGUCCACAUCUGCUUUAUAUUGCAGUAUAUUAGUGACAAUAAGUGUAAAAUGUGUUGGUGCCAGGGGGUUGGUUUUACCAUUUAUUAAAAAUACCAGAGGUGUACAAUAAAUUGAUUUGAAGAUGAUGCUUGCGAGGCAGACCUGCCAGCCUAAAGUGGGUUAGUUGACAACAUUGCAGCUGCGGGGAUUACAACCAAUACUGGAAUGUGUAACAAUGCAUGAAUGUGCAUGGACGGUACGGACGGUGGUGGAAUGUAACUAAGUACAUUUACUGUACUAAAGCACAAUUUUUAGGUACGUGCACUUUACUUGAGUGAUCCCUUUUUUUUACCACACUUCAUUUCUACACUUUUUAGAGGCAAAUGUUGUAAUUUUUACUGCAUCACAUUUAUAAUUUAUAAAAUAGUUACUUUUCACUUUCCAUUUUAACAUUUUUAAAAAACAUAUUAACCGUAUAAAACAAACAUUUAUUACAAAUCAAACCAGUUGUUUCCGGCCUUUUUGGCAGGAGACAUUUCCCCAUAACUAAAACUUCUCAGAUGGUUUCCUAAUAAUAAUAAAUAAUUAUCUAAUAGUUUACAAAACGCAAAGAUCAAAAACCUCUCCAUCUAAAGACCAUCUUGCGUUGGGGUCACAUCAGCCACAAUGCCAAAUUGGUCGAGAUGAGUAAAGUGAUGUGGAGGCAGUGGCUCCUUCCCCACAUCCUACCCCCUAUCUGGUUCCCUUGCUCUGAUUGAACCUUUUGAUCUCAACGACACGCCUGUAAAGUUUCGUGACUGCAUGAUUUAUUUUAAACUGUCCGAAACUUUUGUAUUAUUAUCUUGAAAUAAAAUGUAAUAGAUUAUGUGGAAUUUCCUGUUUACUGUUUUAAAACAUGUAUGUAUGACGUUAUUUAGUUACCAGGGCAGGUAAAGGCAGUACAGUAAUCAGACUUUGAGAUGUGUUAGACCUAUAAAAGAAGACAUAGUUAUAAAAUACUUAUUGCAAAAUUAUAUGAAUAAAGUUGUCAUUGAAAUUGA